This is a messenger RNA of Branchiostoma belcheri (Belcher's lancelet), 2139 nucleotides long. RefSeq names its product calcium release-activated calcium channel protein 1-like. Gene Ontology annotation, molecular function: store-operated calcium channel activity. Gene Ontology annotation, biological process: store-operated calcium entry. Gene Ontology annotation, cellular component: membrane. The transcript has 3 exons. The record is from RefSeq and is a predicted model, not a curated record. Bases 265 to 879 code for a protein of 204 amino acids. NCBI's taxonomy places the organism in Eukaryota, Metazoa, Chordata, Leptocardii, Amphioxiformes, Branchiostomatidae.
UAAAAAGGCACUUUAUUUACAGACAACCCUACGUAAAUAUUGCCGGAAAUGGUAGCAGCCGUGAACGAAAAAUUCGGUAUUUUGGUAAAUUUUUAGUCGCCUGGUAGCAUUUUGCCAGUCCGGUAAUUAUCGGACCCGUUCUGUGGAUUUCUGGCCUGUGGAUCGCUUCCUCAGGUUUUGUUGUCUGACGUGUCAGCCCUGUUGACAGUCACCAUUGAGCCGCAAAGCUACGCCGACUGGUUGAGGCAGAGCUACGCAAAAGUCAUGGCAGAGGAGCACACGGUACAGGCUCUGUCCUGGAGGCGGUUAUAUCUCAGCCGAGCCAAGCUCAAGGCUGCUAGCAGGACGUCGGCAUUGCUGUCCGGGUUUGCAAUGGUUGCAAUGGUGGAAGUGCAGCUACAGAAGGGUGAUGACACCCAUGAUGAAGUCCCUGAGGGUCUCUUCAUCUCCUUCAGCGUGGUCACCACCAUCCUCGUGGCCGUGCAUCUCUUCGCCCUCAUGAUCAGCACCUGUAUUCUCCCAAACAUCGAGGCCGUCAGCAACGUGCACAACAUCACGGCCGUGAACGAGUCGCCGCACGAGCACAUGCGCGUGUUCAUCGAAGUCGCGUGGUGCUUCUCCACCGGACUCGGAAUCUUCCUGUUCCUGGUGGAGAUCGCGGUCCUGAUGUGGGUCAAGUUCUACCAGUUCAGCACGUGGGCCGCCAUCAUAUCCACCGGUAUCCUCGUGCCCGUGCUCAUCUUGUUCGUGGCCUUCGCGGUGCAUUUCUACCGUACGCUGGUGGUGCACAAGUACGAGCGGUCAGCACAGGGACUGAUGGAGCUGGAAAACAUGGCCACCCAACUCAAGGACAAUGGUCCACGUGUGGAGGACGUGUAAAAUAAGUCCUGUUCCACUUUUGGAAGGAUGUUGGAGGAUGUGUAGAAUGGGUAAAAAAAUAUAAGUGGAAUAUUUUUUUUCUAGUUCUGGUUUCAGAUGAAAAUGACAAGCCUGAAAAUCUGUGAUUCUAAAGGUGAUGUUUUUAAUGAUGAGCCAAAUUUAUAUUUGUGGACGUUUUUGUUUGUGAUUUGUUUGUACAUGUAGUUCUGUCUGUAAAAAAAUAUUUUCCAAAUGUGUUGCAAAAAAGGAAUGUUCAGUCUCUGCAUGUUGUUUAAGUGUAAAUGAAAAAAUACUUACAUCUCUUGUGCUGUGUAAAAUUGUCAUCAAAGUUGAGAAGGAAAAUUGUUGCACUCAAUUGGAGGAAAGUUUUAGAUUUGAAACAAACAUUCAUCUAUGGUUCCUGACAAUCAUGAAGUAGACUCAAGACAAAAUCUAACAUAGACUUAAAUAUAACAGUUGGACAAGUCUUACUGCAAUACAAGUAGCAUCUGCUAGGUGGUAUGGCUAGAUGCAUGUUGGGACGAUCAGACUACAAACCCUAGAAGUAAAAGAUACUUGUAUUUCCUCUUAACCUUUAAGGGCAAUGAACUCAUUUUAGUUACUUAGCUUUACCUCCAAUCAAACUGCAUUUAUUUAAUAUUUGAAAACAACAAAGCCAUUUCUUUAUCCCCAAACCUGCAUAUACAAUUCUGUAAGAUGUUUCACUUUAUAUCAGUUCAACGCAAUAUGUAACCUAGUCAUUUAUUUUCAAUGGAAACUGUGUUGUAACUCCCAAUAGAUACUGUACUACUGAUAGAUGCAAUAAUGUAGAUUUUUUUGCCAAACACCUGCAAUACAAUCAAAUGUUUGCAAUAUAGACCUUGUCAUACUGAAACUUUAGCAGCUUUGUGUGCUGCUUCAAUUGUGCCACUUUUGUACAUGUAUAUUUAUAUAUAUACUCUAGUUUUGUAUUGCCAAUACUUGUGUAAGAAAUAUGAAUGUAAGUAUACAAAAAUACUAAAUAUUAAAAAGUUACAUGCAUCAAAUUUAUGUCCACCUCAAACCAGAUAGAUCCGUGAUAUAAUAAGAGUUAUCAAAAUUAGAAAGAUUUUUAGAAAAUAGUUUUAUUUAGUUUUUGUGCUGGCGGUAUGAGAUAUAUUUUUAAGAGAUUUCAUUGUUUGGUAUGAUAACAUGAGGACCAACUCAAAUUGUGUAAGUUUAAAUGUGGGGCAGAAAUGUCAAUAUUUCACAUGACACUGGGCAAUAAAAUGAAGAUCAAAA